Molecule: messenger RNA, 2172 nt
Organism: Mauremys reevesii (Reeves's turtle)
Lineage: Eukaryota; Metazoa; Chordata; Testudines; Geoemydidae
Gene: PPP1R42
Product: protein phosphatase 1 regulatory subunit 42
Exons: 11
Coding region: 221-1501 (426 amino acids)
Molecular function (GO): protein binding
Source: RefSeq, a predicted model, not a curated record
CAGCCUCUGCGGCUGGCGUUCUGUCACCCUAGCAACCGGCCCUGAACUAGACGGCUCGAGAAGCCGCGCACGGUUCCGUCACAUCCCGCACAGAGACUGGCGCUGGUCGGCCAGCGGGGGGCGGUGCGUGUGGCACUUUAGAAAAGUCACUUACAAGAAUAUAUGGAAUUCGUAGUGAUAUCGAAACAGUUUCUGUGAAAAUUUGGCUAAUUACAGAAUUAUGGUUCGACUAACUGUGGAUCUAGUUGCUAAAAGCAUCAAUCAAAAAAACCGUAAAGAAGAAUCCCUGGCACAGUACCUGAGAAAGAUAACUCACCUGAACUUAUCAGAUAAAAAUAUUGAUACAAUUGAUGACCUCUCUUUGUGCAGAAAUCUUAAUGUCCUGUAUUUGUAUGAUAACCAAAUUAGACAAAUCCAUAACUUGUGCUUUGCUUCAAAUCUAACACACCUGUACCUGCAAAACAAUUGUAUUUCAUGUAUAGAGAACCUCACAUCACUGAAAAAACUUGAGAAACUGUAUCUGGGGGGCAAUUACAUCACGGUAGUAGAGGGCUUGGAAACAUUAGAAGAACUGAGAGAACUACAUGUUGAAAGCCAGCGGCUUCCUCUUGGAGAAAAGCUCUUGUUUGAUCCAAGAACUCUUCAUUCCCUGGCGAAAUCUUUGUCAGUGUUGAAUAUCAGCAAUAAUAAUAUAGAUGAACUGGGAGAAUUAGCACUUCUGGAAAAUAUUUCUCAUCUUAUAGCAGUUGACAACCAACUUCACCAUGUGAAGGAUUUGGAGUUUGUAUUGAACAAAUGGACCAAGCUGUGCAGAAUGGAUCUUAAAGGGAAUCCUGUUUGCCGCAAACCAAAAUACAGGGACAGGCUUAUUAUACAGUCAAAAACUCUAGAAUCUCUUGAUGGGAAAGAAAUAAAAGAAAUGGAAAGACAAUUCCUAAUGAAUUGGAAAGCAUCCAAAGCCUCUAGGAAAAAAAGCAAGGAAGAGAGCAUGACAAAUGAGUAUGCAGCUUAUCCACAUUUCUAUGACUUUGGAACAGGCCAUCCCAUUGUUCCUGUUUAUUACAAUCCUUCUGGAAAAGGAAAACCAAAAUUUGUUAUUUUAUCUGAGCUACAUAGGUCUCCACAUAACAGAGAAGAACCUCUGCAAAGACCCCAGGAAGGAAGUAAUGUUAAUGUUAGCAAAAGAAUCAGGCAGGGCCCAAGCACAUUGACAGCAGUAUGCUCUUUUGGUGCCCCCACAAGAUACUGGACUGAUUCCAUGACAAAACUCUUUGGCCAAAAAUGGAAAGAAUGUGCUUGCAACAAAAUGGAAUGGUGUGGUGUCGACUUGCGUUCAGUGGAGGAAUGGACGAGGACAAGCCGGACAAAGAUUACCUGGACAAGUUUCAGUCAUCUGCUUAGAAAACACACCUUUAAGCAAUGUGAUCCUAAAAUAAUUAAGUUCCACGUGCUGAUGCAGGACAAGAGAUUCAUUUUUUGUCUCACAGCCCAGAAGGGCUAGUUUUGGAAGCAUCUCAAAACUGAGAGGGUUUCCGGAAUUUGGGAACUCGUCCCUCAUCAGCCAUCCAAUCAGCUUUGAUUCUGCCCCCUACAGCUACAGACAGAUGACAACCCCACACUGAGGAUCUGUGUGCCUGUCCCUUUGAAGAAGGGAAAAUUUCCAAGUAAGCAACCACAGAUUCUCCUAUUGCAACACCUCACUCAUGUAUCUGCCCUCUCGCUCUUUUAAGAAAACUGCAGUAUCUCAUCGAAACAAUAGUUUUGUGCCAAGAUUGCUACUAACCUUGCAAAUACAAAGACCAUUCCAUUUUGGGUGCUAUGCAUAGGCAGAUGGAAUUUAAUACUUAAUCACUGACUUGAUGCAAAUCCUGAUCACCUUACUCACAUUCAAUUGAAGCCAAUGAGUCAUGUGAAUAAGAUGAGGAUUUGUCCACAUUUUAAAAUAAAAUAUUUAAUAAAAGAAUAUAAACAAGAAAAAGAUAAACCAGAAGAAUUUACCUUCUCAGAACUAUGCUGAGGAAUUAUAUAAUCAGAAGUCCACAUGUAUUCCAUUAUUAGACCCAAGGGCUUGGGUCAUGGGCAAGUCAUCCCCAUGCAGAAAGUGAGCAUACUGAACAAAUAUAUUUAUUGUUUAAUUGAAAUUCAGUAUCAGAUCAAACUCAAUCAAUGAAC